Messenger RNA from Balaenoptera musculus (blue whale), 2944 nucleotides. RefSeq names its product DIRAS family GTPase 2 (gene DIRAS2). Gene Ontology annotation, molecular function: GTPase activity; GTP binding; GDP binding. Lineage: Eukaryota; Metazoa; Chordata; Mammalia; Artiodactyla; Balaenopteridae. Gene Ontology annotation, cellular component: plasma membrane. The transcript has 3 exons. The record is from RefSeq and is a predicted model, not a curated record. Gene Ontology annotation, biological process: signal transduction. The coding region runs from base 260 to 859 and encodes 199 amino acids.
GGCGCACGGGCGGGCGAGCAGCUGACAGCAUCGUCACGGCGGCGCGAGGGAGCGCGCGCCCCGCCUGCCUGCGGGAGGAACCCGCAUCCUCACAGCCUGCGCUGCCCUGUCCUAUGCGAGGCGAGCUCGGAAGAAGCUCUGAGCAGAGUUGCGUUCAUCCUCAGCAGGGUGGAGUGCCGCUGUGAAUGCUUCUGGAUUGCUGUCUGCCUGAUCCAACCCGUAUGUGCUUCCUAGUUGAUCGUUGGAGCCCUCAAGCAACAUGCCAGAGCAGAGCAAUGAUUACCGGGUGGCCGUGUUCGGUGCAGGUGGUGUUGGCAAGAGCUCUCUGGUCUUGCGGUUUGUGAAAGGUACAUUCCGGGAGAGCUACAUCCCCACUGUGGAAGACACCUACCGGCAGGUCAUCAGCUGUGACAAGAGCAUCUGCACCCUGCAGAUCACGGACACCACGGGCAGCCACCAGUUCCCUGCCAUGCAGCGGUUGUCCAUCUCCAAAGGGCAUGCCUUCAUUCUGGUCUACUCCAUCACCAGCCGGCAGUCCUUGGAGGAGCUCAAACCCAUCUAUGAACAAAUCUGUGAGAUCAAAGGGGAUGUGGAGAGCAUCCCCAUCAUGCUGGUGGGGAACAAGUGUGACGAGAGCCCGAACCGCGAGGUGGAGAGCAGCGAGGCCGAGGCGCUGGCCCGCAAGUGGAAGUGCGCCUUCAUGGAGACCUCGGCUAAGCUCAACCACAACGUGAAGGAGCUCUUCCAGGAGCUGCUCAACCUGGAGAAGCGCAGGACCGUGAGCCUCCAGAUCGACGGGAAAAAGAGCAAGCAGCAGAAGAGGAAAGAAAAGCUCAAGGGCAAGUGCGUGAUCAUGUGAACUCCCUCCCGUGGGAGCAGCAAUUGUGUGUCUCCCUCUCCUCCCCUCCCCCUCCACGUGAAACCCACAGUCGUCAGGGUAGCAUGUCAGAUGCCCACGUGUUAAAUAUUGCAUUUUGACCGAGAUGUGCGCUGUUGUCCUCAGAGGGCAUUUUACACCACGACCAAUAAGCACCCCCUCUCCAGAAUCAGGGAAUCUGACAAAUGCUUAAAAUGAAAACUAACAUGCUCAGCAUCGCAGGGAACCAAGUGGGGUGCCAGCCGUUUAUGGAGGCAUCGUUCGCCAUCAGGAGGCGUGAGGGCUUGUGCCCUCGGAAGCACUGUGUGCCGAUAGGGGGAAGUACCAUCUGCAUGCAUGUGAGAGCAUGUUAACCCAGAGCUGCAGGCACCACCCCCAGACCAGGCAUCCCCUCUGCUCAGAAGCCAGUGACAACCCUUGGGGAGGGGAGGGGUGGGAGGAGGUGAGAAGACCAAGCCAAAGUUGUUCGGUUCCAUGGUUCUUUUACUGAAUUAAAAAUAACACAGCCUCUCUACCCGCCAGAGGAUGUUCACUGUCAGUUCCCAGCUGACCUGUGAGCCUUGCCACUCUGAGGGGAGGUCCUCACCUCACUAAGUCUAGUUAUUAGCAGGUAUCGUUUUAGCCUUUUAGGGUAUUUCUUUCCACAUAAAAUGAUGAAUUCACUAAGAGUGUGCCACUCUGUCGGAAAUUCUUCAAUUUCCGUUUAAAAUGUUUGUGUAAGGAUAUUGUGACAAUACUAAAACAUUGCAAUAAACGCUCCUGUGUGUUAUAUUUUGAGAGUCUGAGAAAUGUGAAGUUUCCUUCCUUUGACCCAUGAGGGGUAUAACUCUUCCAGCCCUCAGAUUUUAAAUAAAAGCAAUUAAAGUAGCUAUUUUUUAGACAUUUUUGUCCUCCAACAUGAUUUUCUUCUUUUCAAUAACUCGAUCUGCGUCCAACUGGGUAACAGCCAGCAAAGGCCAUCCGAAGACCAAAAGCACAUCCAUUUUCUAACAGACACGGACACGUCUGUGCCAUACUUUGCAUCUUAAUGAAAUACGUUGAAACAAAGGUUGUUCACUGUGUUUUUGAUGAUUAUCUAUAACAAGUAUAUUCCUGGGAAAUGCAUUCAAGUAAUAGAUUAUCGUGCAUGUUCCAUUAGAAAUGUCUUCUAAGAGCUGUUCAAUGCAGGGUUCACUCUGGAAAUGAUUAUUUUUUCCUCCUAAUGAUCUCGUGUGCAUCCUCAAUCCUUCAAACCAAAUUACGGCCACUGCUGGUUCCAGCAUGCUGGGUGGAAAUGGGUCCGGCAGGCUCUGUCACAGGCCGGACAUAGCCCACUCAGCUUAUUCUUCUGCCAUCCUCAAGGCUGCUUUGGGUCUGCUUCCUGAAAAUUCCCACUGACAGGGCCUGUAAGCUCUCUUGUUUGUUCCAGCCUGCAUCCCACUCUGGCCUCCUCUGGAAUUUUCCCUUUCAGCACACCUUCCUGUCACCUGCCUGGCAGGCAGAGAGAGUGAUGUCCUCAGGGUCAUGUAAGGGGAGCUUCUCGGCUGCUGGGCAGCAGCGCCCAGCUGGGGCAGGAUGGUCAAGUUUGGACGUUUGCACAUGCCCUUCUCUCCUGCACUUGUUGUGUCUUUCCUGUGCCUCCUGCUGCAGCAACUAUUGUGCAGUUCUGUGCUCUCAACAGAUCCUAACUUAACCUUUUUCUGGUUAAAUUUUCUUGCCUUCAUCUCAUCCCCUCUCCUCUGCUAAUAACUCAUCCUUGUGAUGUAUUUAGUGUGUGGGAGGUACUUUGAGAACCAUUGGCUCCAUGGUCAGCCCACCUCUCUGGCCUCCUAGAACAGAACUUGGGCAGGGAGGGUAGAGAAGUGGCCUGGGUGCCACCAAAUCCCUCUCCAAGUCCCAAUGGACACACCUUCUGAUGGGCUCCUUCUGUUCCAAGUGGCUGUUCCACAGCCUUCACAGUGAGAUCUCAUUGGUGUGUUUUCUAGAACAUUUGCUUUUCAACUUGUCCCUACCAUUUUUUUUCUAUUUCCAUUCUCAGAGAGAUGUCAUCCAUUUGUAAUCUGGAUAUGGGUUAAGUGGAAGAAGAAA